GAGCGUCGAGACGAAUAGGAUGUUGUCACCGGGCUGGAUCACAUAUUCUUCCUCACCCUCGAGCUCCCAGUCGGCGUCGUUGAUCAAGACAAGGAUCCCUGGGCGACUGAGAGGCCACCGAAAGUGAAAAAAAAGGAAAAGAAAUCAAGGCUAGUCAGAGACGGCCUUUGUCACACACGCCCCCUCCUCCCCGCUAGGGUCUGUUCCCGACGGCCAUUGCACACAAGGGAAACCAUAGUGCACAGCCAAGCGAUGCACCUUCCCAAGUGGCCUGUUUCGGCCGCAGACUUAUGAUAGGCCAGACCCGAGGGAGAGGGGAUGGAGGCGGUAAAGGAGGGGGAGAGGAGAAAGUGACGAAGGGAGAGUGACGGGGAGAAAAUGAUCGGCGCGAACAAGGGGGCGGCGGGCUGGACUCACAGGUGGCCGUCAAGCACAAAGAGGUGCCUGCGAGCGUCCUUCAUUGCGUGGCGGCACAAAUACCCGAUCAGGAAGGCGAUAGUGGCCGGACUUCCCUGGUCGUCGGCGUUCGGGAGGGCGAGUUGGUGGCGGACUUGGUGCGAAAACAGCAUCUCGAGGCCGCCACUGCAGAGCACAAGCCCGAAGGGCGCCAUGUCAGCCACGGGUCCGUCGCCAAGGAGAUAUGACAGCGGCAAACGGCAGGAGACAAGAACAAAAACAACAGGAAGCGAGUGAGACUGACGAGAACUCAACCACAAUCCCGAGUGUGGGGGCGUGCUGCUUUUCUGAUGGUGGCGUUGCUGCCGCUGCCGCUGCCGCUGCCGUUGCUGCUGGGUGAGCCGUUGGCGGUGGCACGACAGCCUGCGAUACGGUUGAGGAAGCGGCUGCGUCUGGAGACAUUGAUUCUUGUCGUCUGCUGUUUGCGCGUUGGUUGUCCGGCAGCCAAGGUUGACGAGAUGGCUUGAUCAAAAGAUGCUGUCCUGAUUUGGGCUGGAAGGUCAAACUCAACUGAUGGCGCUCGCACCUGCCAUCCGUUAGGCGAGGGGUCCAAGCAGAGCCAGCCGUCUCCCGGCUGGCAAGAUCAUGGCACAGUGUGUAGGUGUCACGUGCAUGGAAAAUACAUACUUUGACACGUCCAGUCUGCCAAUUUCCCACUGUGGCUCUUCCCCUCCAAGAGUCAUGCGGCGCUGUAACGACAAAUGAGGAAAUUCCUGAGCGAGACAAAUCACUAGAAACCCCCGCCUGCAGUAGAGCCAAGUAGGCGUGUGUAUCUGUCGAUCUGACGAUGAUGGGGUCACCCAGCAUCGACGCCCACGCCAUCUACAUCUCGGCCGGCGCCAACAGACACAGCGCUGUUGCCGACUGGAGCCAUGAUGGCAUCGUGGCCUAUGGCAGCGACGCAAACAUCGCCCUGUGGAGGCCGACUGAUGAACGACCUCGGGGUGUGACGAGGCUACUGCGCGGCCAUAAAGACACCGUCAAGGCUGUCAAGUUCAUACCAACGGGUACGGAGGGCGACUCUGAUAAGGAGACGGAGGCGCCCUCGUCGUACCUGGUGAGCGGCUCCGAUGACCAGUGUCUGAUCUUGUGGGAACUCGGUCAUGAUGGCCAGGCGCUGCUCCGUCAGACAUUGCGCGAGCAUACAGCUCCUAUCCACUGCGUCGCCGUCUUGGGCUGCAGUGCGGCGGGGAGGAGCCGGACCUUGGCGGCAUCGGGAGCUGCCGACGGAACUAUCAAAAUAUGGACCUUAGAGGCCGGUGCUCUCCGCCUUCUACAGACCAUCCAGACGAGGCCCAAAUUCUUCCCCCUAGCCCUAGCCUUGAGCCAGUUGGAUGGCGAGGAGAGCUCGUACAUGCUAGCGGCGGCGGGCACCAAGCCGUUCGUCCAGGUGUUUGCCGCCACUGCUGCCGCUGUCGAUGCCAAUGGAGCGGUAGCGUCGGGCAUGGAUGCAAUCGAGUUUAAACUCCAGGCCACCCUCACAGGCCAUGAAGGGUGGGUCAGGUCGCUCGACUUUGCCUGGGAGGACGCGUCCAAGGCACCCCAGAGCGACUUGCUCCUCGCCUCGGCGAGCCAGGACAAGUAUAUCCGCUUGUGGAGGGUGCACAGGACCACGGCGGGCGACACGGCAUCCUCCAAGGCGGCAGAGGCAGCACCAGAAGUAGACGGCGGGCCACCAUCGUCUUCUUUGGCGUUCCCCGGCAAGUCGCCAUCGAACAAGGCCCACAGGUUCACGGCCGGCGCCUCGGAAUACUCGAUAUCGUUCGAGGCCCUGCUUCUGAGCCACGACGACUGGAUCUACAGCGCCAAGUGGCACUCCUCACCAACGGGUGCUACAGAAGGUUGCGCCAGCAGGCCACAGCUCCUCUCCACCUCAGCUGACAACUCACUCGCUAUUUGGGAGGCCGACGUGGACUCGGGCAUCUGGAUUACCAGCGCCCGGCUCGGGGAGCUGAGUAAGGAGAAAGGCGCCACCACGGCCACAGGGAGCAUCGGUGGGUUCUGGACCGGCCUCUGGUCGCCUUCGGGCCGCACCGUCGUGUGUCUAGGCCGGACCGGCAGCUGGAGGCGCUGGGAUCUAGAGGCGGGCGAUUCCAGCGGCGCCGCCGCCCUGUGGCGCCAGGCACUCUCCGUGUCGGGGCACACAAAGGCUGUCACGGGCAUCACUUGGUCCCGCGACGGCGGAUACCUUCUGUCCACGUCAUCGGACCAGACCACCCGUCUGCACGCCGAGUGGAGGGCAAGAGGCGAUACUAGACAAGACGGGAACAGCGAGGAGCAGUUUGUGCCGACGUGGCACGAGAUGGCCCGCCCGCAGAUCCACGGCUAUGAUCUGAACUGUAUAGACAGCCUGGGACCUUCGCAGUUCGUCUCGGGCGCCGACGAGAAGUUGAUGCGCGUCUUCAGCGCCCCCAAGGCCGUGGCUCGCCUGUUGGGCCGCCUUAGCGGCAACGGUGCUAUCGCCACGGGGUUGGGUGAUGGAGGACUGGACGCCCUCCCGGAUGCCGCCAACAUGCCUGUCCUCGGCCUUUCCAACAAGGCCGUGGAGGCAGUCGACGAUGAGGCGGCCGACGAGGCCGAGGCAGCGGCGGCAGCAGCCGCAGAUGCAGCAGCCGAGGAAGGCGGACGCCGGCAAGACCCGGACGCGGCGAUGGCGACGUCGCUCUUCCGCGCCUCUACACUGGACCUAGCCCGCCCCCCUUACGAGGACAGCUUAUCACGACACACGCUGUGGCCCGAAAUUGAGAAGCUAUAUGGGCACGGGUACGAGCUGUCGUGCCUGGCCGCGAGCCACGACGGCCGCGUGGUGGCGAGCGCGUGCCGCGCCAGCUCGCUCAACCACGCCGUCAUCCGCCUGUUCGCCACCUCGCCACGCUGGGCCGAGAUGCGCCCGCCUCUGACCGCCCAUUCGCUCACGGCGACCCGCCUGCGCUUCAGCCCGGACGACGCCUUCCUCCUCUCGGUCGGCCGUGACCGCCAGUGGGCCGUCUUCCAGCGCGGCGCGGCGGCCACGCCGGCCGAGAACGCAGGAGGCGCCUCCAAGCCCAGCGACGACGCGGAGCUGCGCUACAGCCUCUUCCAGGUGAACCCCAAGGGCCACACGAGGAUGAUUCUCGACUCUGCCUGGGCCCCGGCCCUGACAGUUGGGGCCCGGGGUCCGCUGCGGGCGUUUGCCACGGCCGGCCGGGACAAGAACGUAAAGGUGUGGGUGCUGAGGGAGAAGAAGGCCGAGGUCGAGAGCGUCGCGGCUACCGCAGCCCCCACGUUUGAGCUCGCCGCUACGAUCCCUCUAGAGCAUGCCGCCACGGCUGUGGAUUUCCUCUGGCGGCCACUGAGUGGCGGUGACGAGGCCGGUAACGGCAACGGCGGCCUAGUCCUAGCCGUCGGUACCGAGGCGGGCAAGAUCUCCGCAUACACCCUGGACCCAGAGAGCUGGACUGUGGUGACGCAGCAUGAUCUUGACUCGCACCUAUGCUCCUCCAAGUCAAUAUUGCAGUUGGCCUGGCGGCCGGCGGAUGCUGAGGCCAAGACUCCGAGCGACCAGCGGCGCGACGAGCUGGCGGUGGCGUGCGAGGACUCGUCUCUCAGGAUAUACCAGUUCAGGGGUCUCUAGAUUAGAAGUAGGUAGACUUGAUGAUGAGAUAAUACCAAGGCAAAAAAGGAUAGGUUGAUUGCGAUUUGGGGAGCGCAAAGGUUGCGCCCCCAGGGUAUUACUUCUAUUAGCAUAUGUAUAUACUGCCCCUAUUUCAUCAUGGGCUUUAUCCAGGAAGCGUUCCCACCACCUGCCGCCAUUCUAUGCCCCAACCAGAAAUUACGAGCAUGGCACGCCGGCCAACCUUGGCAUCACAACGCCCAACGCUUCUCUCCACCG
Gaeumannomyces tritici R3-111a-1 is the source of this 4327-nucleotide messenger RNA. Its product is annotated as RNA polymerase II Elongator subunit. The coding region runs from base 1244 to 4069 and encodes 941 amino acids. The transcript is spliced from 3 exons. The record is from RefSeq and is a predicted model, not a curated record. Gene Ontology annotation, molecular function: protein binding. Lineage: Eukaryota; Fungi; Ascomycota; Sordariomycetes; Magnaporthales; Magnaporthaceae. Gene Ontology annotation, cellular component: elongator holoenzyme complex. Gene Ontology annotation, biological process: tRNA wobble uridine modification.